GGAGCGGCUGAGCUGGCCCCAGGGCAGCCCCAAUAUGAAUCUCAGUGUGGGUGUGGGGCAAUUUGGGUGGGAACAACCUGGAGACUACCACCUCGCCGUCCUGCGCCUGGCUGGUGGGGUGUGUGCAGAAAGGGCAGAAAUAAAUAGGAGGCUCCCUCCUCCCAGCGACUCUCAGGGAUCCGGAGGCCGCCGCCCUGGGUGUUUGCCUGCCCUGUAGCCAGGGUUCCAGCCUGAAGAGUAGUUUCGUUUCCUUCUGGCUCCAGGAUUAGUUUCCAGGCACCUCCUCGGACGCCCCGUGGCCUGGAAAAGGGACGCAGGAGGAGGCGGGAGGCUCGUCUAGGGGCUGCCCGCCCUGCAGCGCGGGUUUGAUGGACCUGACCGCCCCGGGCAGCGGCGCCGGCUCCCUGCCGCUGCUCCUGGCCCUGGGUCUAGUGAUCCUCCACUGUGUUGUGGCAGAUGGGAACUCAACCAGAAGUCCUGAGAAUGAUGGCCUUCUCUGUGGAGAUGCCAGAGAAGACUGUGCAGCUACCACCACACAAUCAAAGUGGAAUGACUACUUCUCUCCAUGCCCCAAGAAAUAUGAGCAUUACUGCAUCAAUGGGAAAUGUCGCUUCGUGGGGGCCCUGCAGACACCCUCCUGCCUCUGUGAUGAUGGCUAUGCUGGGGCGAGAUGUGAGAGAGUUGACUUUUUUUACCUGAGGGGAGACACAGGACAGAUUCUGGUGAUUUGUUUGACAGCAGUUAUGGUGACAUUGAUCAUUUUGGUGAUUGGUGUCUGCACAUGCUGUCAUCCCCUUCGAAGGAAAAAGAAAGAAGAUAUGCCAAAUCUUGGUAAAGAUAUAACUCCUGUAAAUGAAGAUAUUCAAGAGACUAGUAUUGCUUAAUGUCUAUGAAGGUACCUCUAGGCUGGUCGCAAGCUACAAAAUGCCAUGCUCAACUGAAAAUGGACAGAAUGUGUCUCAGGAAAACAGCUAACAAAAUGAAUUUUAAAUAAUGUUAUUUACUUUUGUUUGUAACAGUUUGUGUUGUUUACUAUUGUUUUUAUUAUAAUAAUAAAUUUUGUUAUCAUUUAAUAAUUGGGAAAAAGUACCCAGUUAAGAAGGGAAUAUUAUUAAACUUCCACUUAAUCCAGGAUUUGUCACCAGGAUUACCAGUUAAAUAAGAAAAAGAACUAGGAAGGACUCUAGGUCCUAGAUGUUGCUUUAAUAAUGCAUCUGCCACUUAUCCAACACUUACCAUGUGCUGGGAGUUUGAAAUAUGUUAUUUCCUUGAAUACUUGCAAGAAUCUCUGAGAUAUCUAUUACAAUCCUUAUUUCCCAUAUAUGGAAACAGACCCAAAGAAGUUAAAUAAUCUAACCCAGAUUUUCAGAGUUAGGAAUUGGUGGAGCUUAAACUGGAACCAAGAUUUACCCCAUUCAACGUUUGUGCUCUGAACCAUCAUUUUUGCUCCUCACAGUUGGUACAACCUAACUCACUAGAUAACCCAACACUUUCUACUGAACUGUGCUUUGUCAUGACUCUGAGAUACUGGGGCUAUUUUUCUGCAGAAACUUUCUGCAGCAUUGACUUUUAUUAUGUUCCUUUGCUCUUUUAUAAAUGCUUAGAGACAUGAAUAAACUUUAGGUUAGUAAAGCAAACAGAUUUGCCCCCUAGCUAGUAGAAUGCGUAGAGCUAUGGACAGGAAGUGCCUGGCAGUCAUUAAGCACCAGUUAAGUUCACUGAAGUAUCAACAAUAGCACUGGAAGAUCUAGUUAUUCCCCAGGAUAAUGGUCAGUGGCAGCAUAGCAGAGCCCAGGCAGAAUCUGGUUGUGACCGUAUGCUUGUUUUUGUCCUUCUAAUAAGCAGUACCUGUGAUUGCUCUCAGUGGAAUGUUGUUGCAAUGAAAUCCCAUGUAUACAACUAUUACCUGGCACCAUCUUUCCAAAUGCUCCUUUAACUCCCUAGUAAAUUUAAUAAGGACUCUUUACAACUGAAGAAGCAAAAUCUACAUGUAACCAACAUUCCAUAGAAUAUGGAACUUUCAACACUGACAGGCUAGAUCUUUUAUAAAAACAGAUGGAGGAUGUCCCCAAAUUGCUGCACUUUGGCUGUUGCACCUGUCAUCCCAGCAGCUCCUUUUACAGAAUCUUUGUAAAUUUUAUUCACAGGGUAGAUGCCAUGCAUAAAGUGAAGUGGAGAAUUGGGAGAAAAGGUGAAGCUGUAUAUCACUUUCUAUUACACAUUGUGUUUGGGGAGAGACUGAGGCUGUGCCUCUGUGUAAUAUAGACUUUGCUCAAAUAUCAAUGAGAGCUAAGUCAACAACUGAUGUUUCUAAUUCUAUUUUUUUCUCCUGACUUAAACAUUCUUACAACAGGAUUAUAUACAGCUGAUUUAUGUUGUAUAUGUUUUCUUUUCAAGUCUUCUGGACUCAGUUCAUGCCCUUUCUCUUUCUCAGUCUUCUUUGAUACUGAGAACACUUGAAACAAUGCUUGUUUGAGCAUUUAAAACAAAAAAGAAGGGGUAAAUGUUUCUUCUUUCCUGAACUGAUGUUGGUUGACCAAAGGAAUCUCUCAAGACAAUUCAGACUGGGGGAUUUUGUUUUGACCCUAAGAUGUUCAUGGUGUCUUUUGAAAAUUAGUAGGUCUGAUGUCAAGAAAGAACUGAGGAUUUUCGUAUCUUUUCAAAAUGUAUUUAUAAUUGUUUUGCAUAUAUUAAAUGAACUUGGAUAUAAAUUGUCAAUAUUAUCAAAUAAUAAAAUUAAUUUAUUUUUAAAACAAAGAAAACACAUAUAUACGCAGGAAUUUUCUAUUGGUACCAUGUAUUACUAAGAGAAAUACAUUUGAAUAUUAUGCUUUGAAAAACUUUAUAUUUUAUAAGGACUACCAUUAUUAAAUUUGAGAUAGUCCAUUCUGACCAGAUGUUUUCCUUAGAAUCUAAGAACUUGGAAGUGUGGUGGACAUACCUAUGGGAUUUUUUGCCCAACAACCUGCCCAUAUUUUUGACCCCACUUCCAGCAUUUGGCUGGUCGAAGGGGAAUACUUAAUGAAGUUGGGCCAGUUGGAGUCAUUCCCAUUUCGAAGCUAUGGGCAGUCAUUUUUUUCCUCAUGUGGAUCAGAAAAGCAAAGGAAGCUGAUUAGAGAGACCAGAGAUAUAAGAUUCAACUUUCCUGAGAGUCUGAGUCCCCAGGACAUGUAUUCCCAAAGUUUAGCCUCAUCCUGUUCCUGCCUGUGGCCUCUAAGAGACAUGUUUUCUUUAUAAUAAAUUCCUCAUUUGACUUGCUAUUUGGGUUUCUGUAACCUGGAACAGAGAUCCUAAUUUUAGUGCAUCAUGGGGCUGUGGACAAUAGUUUCUUAAAGCAGAAAUAACAUCCUCUAUCAAACAGGAUAUCAAAUUAUGGUUUUCACAUAGUGCUUUCAAUUGUAUUAGAGGAACAUUUCUAGCAACAAUAUUCUACUUUCACCCACAGCAUUCAAGAUGAUAAUUGCAGAACAUAGAGAGGGAGCAGGGAGCUCAGCAAACAUUGACUGGGCACCUACUAUAUCCUAGGCACUGUGCUCCCCAUGAUAACAAAUGCUAAGGAGAAAUGACACGACCCCUUAGGAAGCUUACAGUUUAGUGGGAGGAACAGCUACUCACUGAUCAUCUCCAUUCAAUUUGGUUCUCUUAAAGGGGCUGAAGGCCUGGGGAGGAGGCAGGAGCAGGUGGAGGGGGUCAGUGAGGGGGGAAAGGAGGGACCUCUAUAAUACUUUCAGCAAUAAAGAUAAAAGCAUAGAAAAAAAAGAGGUGGAAGGUAUUAUGGGAUCAGAGAGGAGAAUGAUUAAGGCAGCUUGGAAGGAGUCAGUGAAGGCUCCUGAAGGCGAUUACAUCUGAACUGGGCUGGCUCCGGGAGAUAAAGGUCUCUCCCCAGUUUCUGGGUAAGGGCAGAUAUUUCUUGGAUCCUUGUCAAAUUCCUCAGAAUCUCUCUUAAAUUCUAGCAGUGGAAGGACCAACAGAUGUUGUUUCAAGGGAAUAAAAAAAUUGAAGGAAGCAAGGUUUCAUACCUUGUUCCAGAAUACCCCAGGCAUGAUGGGGUAAAGUAUACAGGCCUGUGAGUUGUGAGGUGAGAUGUUCCUGGUUCCUAUGACGUUACAUUAUUAAGUGAUGAGCUGUGAUGGGAGAGAGCUUCAUAUUUCUUUCUUAAAGUAAAUUAUUUGGGCCUUUCACAUUUUCCACUUUAUAUCAUUGCUUAUGAUAUAAGCAAGUGACAUAGAGUGUGGAGUAAAAUGUUCUGGGUCAGAUAGUUUGCUGCUUGGCUAAGGCCCUGGUUGGGGCAAAAUUCAGUGAAAGAUGUUCAGUACAUAUUUCAGUGCCCAUGGCUUUAAGACCAAACUAUUGCCUUAACAUGAUCUUUAUUUUAGUAUUUUCUGCUUGCAUUUUGUUAUGAAUUUAUUAAAAAUAUUUAUUUUGUACCUACUAAGUGCCAAGUACCAUAGGUGCUGGGGCUAUAUCAAUGAACAAAAUGCUUUAAAAAAAUCUGUCACCUCAUAGAGCUCAUAUUCUAGUGGGUAUAAUAUUUCAUAGAAUGGAAUUUAAACAAGGCUUAUCCAAGACGGUAUAUUACCCAGCGGACUUUGUCAUCAGACUUUUAAUCUGUCCCACUGUCUUGGAGAAUAGAACUCAAGCUGGGCACUCACAGAAGUCAGUAUAUGGAGGGAUCAGCAGAUUUUCCUUGACCCAAAAUAACUUACAUAUUUUAAUAAUGGUUCUCAAGGGCAAGAAAUUAUAACUAUGUCUUCGGUGUAAAAAUCUUGGUUUAUAAUUUAGGGUGUUUUUGUUGUUGUUUUUUGUACUAUGGUUGAUGCGCAUGGGUUGAUGCAUAUGCCUUUGGGCAUCUGUUCUUCUUCAAAGAAUCCUUCAUGCUUCAAAGCAUUUUUCUGCAAAAGAACCUGUUCAAUGUGAUCAGCGUUGGCAGCUGAGCGAUAAUGCUGGAACAUAGCAUGCAUUAGUCUAUUCCUGCCUGUUUGCUAAUGCUGCUGCUCCUGGGAAUGUGUAUUUUACAGUAAUAUCUAGUUGGCACUUCUGCGAACUCCUUCUUCCCAAGGACCUGUCAGCCAUUGAUGUUUGAAGCAGCCUGAAAUUCCAUAUUCAGAAACUAAAUAAACUAUAUGGCUCCAAAAACAACUUCAGUAAUUAUACUCAAGAGAUAAAUUGUUAGGAAUGUUUCUGCUAUUGAAAAAUUAAAAUGUGGGUAUAUAGGUAUGUGUAAUUUAUCAUUAUAGUCAGUACUUGUAUUAUAAAAGAAAUGUUAAUCAAAUGUGUUUUUAAAGACUUUUUCUUUCAUGUAUUAUUAUUCUUACACAAGUUUAAGUUACAAAAAAAUAAAGGUGUGACCAAAGUACUUUAA
Molecule: messenger RNA, 5362 nt
Organism: Myotis daubentonii (Daubenton's bat)
Lineage: Eukaryota; Metazoa; Chordata; Mammalia; Chiroptera; Vespertilionidae
Gene: BTC
Product: betacellulin
Biological process (GO): epidermal growth factor receptor signaling pathway; positive regulation of cell population proliferation; positive regulation of mitotic nuclear division
Molecular function (GO): epidermal growth factor receptor binding; growth factor activity
Source: RefSeq, a predicted model, not a curated record